AAGAGGGUGAUCCACAUAGACUAACACAGAGGGGGAGGGAGAGCGCGAGAGCAGCCGGAGCAGAGAGCUUCAUUAGAGACGAGAGAGAGGAGGCAGCAGGACGGAGGAUGAAGACGCUGCCGAGGGUCUGAAACACAAACAGGUCAUCAUGGGAAACGCGGACAGCCACAGCAGCUUUGUCUCUCCUGCCAAGCCCUCCUGCUCCUUCAGGUUUUCCUCCAGGAGGGAGGAGGUGACAUCAGCUCGCAGCUGGUGGAGGAGCAGCCAGGGAGGCUGCAGGAGCCGAGGGAAAAGCUACCUGAACCACCCAAUGGCCAGCUCACCCUACACCUCAUGGCGUUACGAACCAGCCCCUAAAGCGGCCCGAGGAGGCGCCAAGCUGAGAGGAGGGUCUCCCCAGAGGCUCUGCAUGGGGGAGCGUGGUCAGUUUGGGGGGGGUGAGCGGGCGUCUCUGGAAAGCAGCGGCAGCCCGAAGGUGCUGCUCAGCAAAGAUGGCAGCAUGAGGGUGGAGUUCACCAAAGCUCGGGUGGAGCCAGAGAGUCUGAGUGGGCUCCCCGCCAUCACUACCGCAGCGACCACCACCACGGGCGCAGAGGUGUCACUGCGCACCAGCAACGGCAGCUCGCUCAGCUCCGAUGGCUCUUGGUACGACUCGCCGUGGGGGAACAGCGAGCUGACGGAUAACGUGUUUGUGUGCAGGCAGAACGCGGACAACAGCAGCGGCUACACCACUGCCACCAGCAGCAGCGGCUACAACACCUUCUUCUCCGCUCAGGGUGAGGACAUCUCACCUGGAUUUAGCUCCAGCCUCCUCUUCCCCACCACAGAGACUAAUGUGUUCGCCGCCGCAACUGCAGGUUACAACACCUGCUCCUCUGGCCGGACGGAGGACAGCGGCAUUGGAGACUCGGAGCUCCUGCAGCCGGACCUCACGGAUUUCAGCCUGAUUUCAGCUCCUGGGGUUUACAGCAGUCACAACACGCUGCCCGCCUUCCCCACCGACGCUGGGACCCCCGCCGGGGAGGCAGCGCUGCUGGAUGAUGUCACACAGAAAGAGGAGGGAUCAGCCGGUGAUAUGGAGGAGCAUUACUCUUCCUGCACGCUGCCCUGCCGAAAUGUGGAGUCUGCGAGCGCCGCCUCUGCCAGGAAUAACCGAAAAGACUUCCUGAAGAGCAGAAUCAGACGUCUGAGCGACUGGACAGGAAGUCUGAGCAGGAAGAAGAGGAGGAUCCAGGAGCCGUUCACCACCGACACAGCCGAUGUCUUCAUCAAUGGACUGAAUGCUGGGGCUGUUAGCUGCAGCACGCUGUGUUCCUCCGACCCUCUUCACUCCCUGAACCCCAACCAGUUCCCAACGCUCCACUGCGGCUCCUCCAGGAGUCUGAACCAGAACAGUGAUGCUCAGCGGCAGAACAUCUAUGAGAACUUCAUGCAGGAGCUGGAGAUGGGUUGCAGCAGUACGGCUGACAGGACGGAGCCAUCAGAGGGGGACGGAGACGAGGGUGAGGAGGACGAGGAAGAGAUAGAUGGGGAUGUGGAGGUGGGAGGAGGGGAGCAGCUGGACGUCCUGUUUGAGAAGGAGCAGGGUGUGGUGCGGCGGGCCGGAUGGCUCUCUUUCAAACCUCUCAUCACUGUUAACAAGGACAGAAAGCUGGAGCUGGUCACCCGCCGCAAGUGGAGGCACUACUGGGUCACACUGAAAGGUUGCACUCUGCUGUUUUACGAGACAUACGGGAGGAGCAGCGGCAGCGCCGACCAGGAGCUUUCUCCUCGCUACGCUCUCCUGGCUGAUGACAGCAUCGUCCAGGCCGUCCCUGAGCACCCAAGGAAGGAGCAUGUCUUCUGUCUGAGCAACUCGUAUGGAGACGUGUACCUGUUCCAGGCCACCAGCCAGACUGACCUGGAGAACUGGGUGACGGCAAUGCACUCGGCGAGUGCCUCUCUGCUGGUGAAGCGUCAGAGGAAGGAGGACACACUGCGCCUCCUGCGCUCUCAGAGCCGCUCACUGCUCCACAAGAUUGACAUGGAUGGGAAGAUGAAGAAGAUGGCUGAGCUGCAGCUGUCCAUCAUCAAGGAGCCCAAGAGCAGGAAGGCGGUGGAGAGCCAGAUCCAGCAGUGGGAGCAGAAUCUGGAGAAACUGAACCUGGAUCUGUUCAGGCUCAGGUGCUACCUGUCCAGCCUGCAGGGCAGCGAGCUCCCAAACCCAAAGAGCCUCCUCGCCGUGGCCAGCAGGCCCUCCAAAAGCAUGCUGGGACGCCUGGGAGUCUUCUCCGUGUCCUCCUUCCAUGCUCUGGUGUGCAGCCGAGAAGAGGCCACACUGAGGCGGCGCUGCCGGUCUCUUUCGGGAGGAAACCGGAGGAGGGGUCUGCCGUCCUCCCUGAAGGUCCUGGAUGAUCUCAACAGGCGCGGCAGGGGUGGCAAACACUCGGAUCACCAGAAUGUGGACUGCGCUCCCAAACAGAUGGUGGCAGCGCCCCCUGCCGGUCAUAGUGCAGAUCUGCAGUUGCGUGAUGAGCAGCAGCUUCCAGCUGUUGGUGUUUUUACUCUGAACAUCUGUCGACCUGACGGCCACAAAGACUUCGGUUUUGCGGUGACGGGUCACGUGGACGGAGCGGGAAAAAGUCAUGUCUUCGUCAGCGAGGUGGACCCGCUGGGACUUUCAUCCAGAGACGGCCUCAGGGCCGGAGACGAGGUCCUGGCUGUUAACGGCGCUCCUGUGUCUGGACUGGACCUGGACCUCCUGCAGAGUCUCUUCAGACAUCAGAAGCUGCAGCUGCUGCUGAGGAGGGAUGAGUCACUUGAGGCCGAAGAGCCUGCCGACCUCUGGCCCGACCACGCUGACCCCUUCCACCCCGGCCGCCAACCACCGGCCACGAACAUCCACACCUGGAUCACAGAUUCCUCUGUCAUCACAGAUGCAGACAGCGUCCUGCCUCCCGUUUUCGAUGACACUUCUGCGAGGAUACCUCAGGACACCAAGCCCUCAGAGGAGAACUUAGACCGGGUCUACUCGCUUUACCAGACCUUUCCAGAAGGCCAGACAGGAGAUGGCGACAACCCCAAAAACCCAUACGGCAGAGAGGUCAGCCUGCAGCCGGUGAGCCCCACCCACCUAAGCGUGUGUCAGCGUCUGCGUAAGGUCAUCCAAGAGCUGGUCGACACUGAGAAGUCCUACGUCAAGGAUCUCGUCUGUCUGUUCGACAUCUACCUGACCCCCCUGCAGAAGGAGACGUUCCUCAGUAAAGACGAGAUGGAGGCGCUGUUCGGCAGUCUGCCAGAGAUGUUGGACUUUCAGAGAGUUUUUCUCCAAACGCUGGAGGAGAGAAUCGCCGCCUGUCCGAACUUCAGCAACCUGGAAACCCCCGAGCAGUUCAAGAAACUCCUCUUCCCAUUGGGUGGAUCAUUUCUGUACUAUGCCGAUCACUUCAAGCUUUACAGUGGCUUCUGUGCGAAUCACAUCAAAGUCCAGAAAGUUCUGGAAAGAGCCAAAACAGACGCAGCCUUCAAACAGUUCCUGGAGGCCAGAAAUCCGACCAAUCAGCACUCGUCUUCCCUGGAAUCAUACCUGAUCAAACCUGUUCAGAGAGUCCUGAAGUAUCCGCUGCUGCUCCGAGAGCUCGUGUCCUUGACAGAUGCAGAAAGCCCCGAGCACACACACCUGACAGAGGCGCUGCGAGCAAUGGAAAAGGUGGCGAGUCACAUCAACGAGAUGCAGAAGAUCUAUGAGGAUUACGGCUGCGUGUUUGACCAGCUGGCAGCAGAGCAGAGCGGAGCCGACAAACAGGUGACGGAGAUCUCGAUGGGGGAGUUUCUGGUCCACUCGUCGGUGGUCUGGUUGAACCCACUGCCCUCUCUGGGUCGCUUGAGGAAGGAACCAGAGCUGACGCUGUUUGUGUUCAAACGAGCCGUCAUCCUGGUUUACCGUGAGAACAGCAAACUGAAGAAGAAGAUGACCUCGCCCCGAUCAGCUGACCUUGACCCCUUCAGAUUCCGCUGGUUAAUCCCAGUUUCAGCGGUCCAGGUCAGACCGGCUAACAUCACAGGUUCUGAGGACCCAUGUGUGUGGGAGCUGGUUCACAGUCGGUCUGAAGUGGAGGGACGACCAGAGACGGUGUUCCAGCUGUGCAGCAGCGGUUUGGAGACAAAGGCCAGCGUGCUACGAGCCCUGCGCUUGCUCCUCAGAGACCGAGCUCCUGUGGGAUCCCUGAGGAGGAGCAGGCUGUCUACGGCUGAGAGAAGCGCCUCCUGGAGGAGGAGGCAGCAGCGCCGCUCUGACACCCAGAAGACAAUUCCUCACCAGCUGCAGGAGAGCUGCAGGUCUGACGGCGUCCUGGGCGACACGUGCUCAGAGCCUCUGCUGCCGAGCCACGCCUCCAGCUCCAGUGCCGCUGCAGGGAUGAGAGGCAGACUCUGCUCCCUGACUAGUGAGCUGGAGGCCCAGCUACAGAGGCUCAACUUCAGAGAGGAGGAGGUGGAGCAAAGAGGGACAUCUAUAAGUGAGGAGGAGAAAAAUAAGCGGAGCUCUAGCUUACGGCGAAGUCCUGGAGAUCUGCAGGACCUCAGCAACCUGCUGGAGAGAGACUUCAGCGUUCAGAGCAUGACCUCCAUGAUCAACGAAGACUGCUUCUAUGACCCCCUGCUGGGGUUACAGACGACCGCCGCCAUGCCCGCAGUGUAGGGACAAAGCUAACAUGCUAACACAAGGAGGAUGGUCAUAAUGCGGGGAGUCUAAAUAAAUCCAGAUGAUUGAGCUGGAAGCUUAUCACACCUGCUCCGCAGAACUGAACAUGGAGGUCCACGCUGACCUACGCUACAAGAGGAAGUCAUAUCAGCCAAUCUGGGAUUUUUUUUACUGAUCUCUCUGAUUCAGCAUUAAAAGCUCACCAGUGAUUUAAUGGUAACAAAAAUAAACAGCAGUCGAACGUCACCGGAAAGUGAGAGAAAAGAGUCUGACAAAGUCCAAGAAAAAUGUAAAUUUAAAGAAAACGUGUGUCACUGUGAAACAUCAGUUUAUGCAAGUUCUUAAAUUCCUAAAAUUCAUUUUUAAUUUAUGAUUUUUUUUUUGUUUGUUUUUAGUCUGGAAAAGAAAUUUGAUUUGUUUGUAUUUAAAAAUAAGAUUUUAUUCUCAUAAAAUUACAGGUUGAUCUCUCAGAAAUGUGACCUCUUUCCACAAAAGUGCACCUUUAUUUUUUAAAUAUCAAUAUCAUUACCUGUUAACCUUUAAAAUUACCGUUAUUUAUGCAAAAAAAAAACAUUUGGCAAGCAAUUUUUAGUUUUUUCAUUUCAAUUUUUUUUAGUGUUUUUUUUUCUUUCUGAUUUUUUUUUUUAAUUUUACGUUUUCUUUACAUAAAUUACUUCAGCUUUAAAACGAUAAGUUUAUGGUGCCGUCACAGUAAAACUUUAUUCCAUCAACAUCUUUAAAUGUAACUUUCUCUAAAAACAAUUUUAUCAUCAAACUACAUGAAAUUCAGCCUGAAAAGUGUCUUUUUCUUUACACGAGUUUAUAAUAAUUUGUCUUUUAAAAUGUAAAUUUAUACCAAAUCUUUCAACUUUAUUCGCAAUCUUUUUUCUCUCACAGAGGCUCUGAUGUGAAACUGUAGACCCAUCUCAGGCAUCUCGCUAACACAGCUCACAAACCUCAAAGAACAAACAGAAUCAUUUGUCUCAGAGACAAACUACAGACCUCACAAAAAUUUCCAGAAACUGGAGUGUUCUUUUUAAAAAUUCCUCGAGAGAACAUGGUGUUCAGUUCUUUUCACUUAACCAAGCAUCUCUUUGAAGGGUCCAACCAGCUCAGUUUCAUCUUGUUUGCUGAUGGACCGAACCGAAUGUUGGACUUGCUGCCUGAACUCGGCGACAGCUGUCAAACUCUUGUGUUGUAAAUAUUCUUGUGUGCAGCACUCAUUUUGAAGUUUUCUGUCUAACAGAGAAACUUUCUUGACAAAAGCCGUUUCUGGAAAAAUCUGGAGCUGCUGGAUCAAAGCUUUCAGUCGAGUUUUUAUAUUUAUAUAUUUGUAAUGUUUUGUUGACCAAGCACUAGAGAGACACCAGUGUUUUUAUUUUAUAUUUGUGUUUUAUAUUUUCUAAAAUGUUAAAGUAU
This is a messenger RNA of Neolamprologus brichardi, 6100 nucleotides long. It is a transcript of the gene tiam2b, whose product is annotated as TIAM Rac1 associated GEF 2b. The record is from RefSeq and is a predicted model, not a curated record. Gene Ontology annotation, molecular function: guanyl-nucleotide exchange factor activity; protein binding. Gene Ontology annotation, biological process: small GTPase-mediated signal transduction; activation of GTPase activity. Lineage: Eukaryota; Metazoa; Chordata; Actinopteri; Cichliformes; Cichlidae.